Rhodamnia argentea is the source of this 1281-nucleotide messenger RNA. Its product is annotated as fructose-bisphosphate aldolase, cytoplasmic isozyme 1. Lineage: Eukaryota; Viridiplantae; Streptophyta; Magnoliopsida; Myrtales; Myrtaceae. Gene Ontology annotation, cellular component: cytosol. Gene Ontology annotation, molecular function: fructose-bisphosphate aldolase activity. The record is from RefSeq and is a predicted model, not a curated record. Gene Ontology annotation, biological process: glycolytic process; fructose 1,6-bisphosphate metabolic process. The transcript is spliced from 3 exons. The coding region runs from base 115 to 1188 and encodes 357 amino acids.
UCCCUCCCCCAAGUCCCACCUUCGCUCCAUAUAAGAUUGUAGGGCAGUGAGAGUUUUCUUUAGCCCUUUCGACCUGUAGCUUUCUAGCCACUUCUUCCUCCAAGCUACCAAACCAUGUCUGCCUUCGUAGGAAAGUAUGCAGAUGAGCUCAUCAAGACCGCCAAGUACAUCGCCACCCCGGGCAAGGGUAUUCUGGCCGCGGAUGAGAGCACCGGCACCAUCGGCAAGCGCCUUGCCAGCAUCAACGUGGAGAACAUCGAGUCGAACCGCCAAGCCCUCCGCGAGCUCCUCUUCACCUCCCCCAAUGCCCUGCCCUACCUCUCCGGCGUCAUCCUCUUCGAGGAGACCCUCUACCAGAAGACGUCCAGUGGGAAGCCAUUUGUCGAGGUCCUCCAGGAGAACAAUGUGAUCCCCGGCAUCAAGGUGGACAAGGGCACCGUCGAAUUGGCUGGGACGAAUGGUGAGACCACCACCCAGGGAUUUGAUUCGCUCGGCGCCCGUUGCCAGCAGUACUAUAAGGCCGGUGUGAGGUUCGCCAAGUGGCGCGCGGUCCUCAAGAUUGGGCCUAACGAGCCUUCGGAGCUGUCCAUCCAGCAGAAUGCGCAGGGUCUCGCUCGUUAUGCCAUAAUUUGCCAGGAAAACGGGCUCGUGCCAAUCGUGGAGCCGGAGAUACUUACCGACGGGAGUCACGACAUCAAGAAAUGCGCUGCCGCCACUGAAACCGUGCUCGCAGCUGUUUACAAGGCGCUGAAUGAUCACCAUGUUCUUCUUGAAGGCACACUUCUGAAGCCCAACAUGGUCACUCCAGGCUCUGACAGCUCCAAGGUACCGGCCGAGGUGACAGCCCAGUACACGGUGACGGCGCUGCGCCGGACAGUGCCGCCGGCGGUCCCGGGGAUCGUGUUCCUGUCCGGGGGGCAGAGCGAGGAAGAGGCGACCCUGAACCUGGACGCGAUGAACAAGCUGGACGUGCUGAAGCCGUGGACGCUCUCCUUCUCGUUCGGGCGGGCGCUCCAAUCGAGCACCCUCAAGACAUGGGGAGGGAAGAAGGAGAACAUCGGCAAGGCCCAGGAGGCGUUCCUGGCGAGGUGCAAGGCCAGCUCGGAGGCCACUCUGGGCAAGUACUCCGGCGGGAGCGCUGGUGGGUUGGCCUCUGAGAGCUUGUUUGUGAAGGGGUACAAGUAUUAGGAGGAGAGAAAGAGAGUCACGCUGGGGGGUUCACUGAUUAAUCAAUCAAAUCACUUGUGUAUCGCAAUACUUUUUGAUCGUUUUCUUUCCUUA